AUGAACUCUAUUACCUUCUCGCGCCUUGGUAUCGGGUCAUACUAUGAUCAGGUGGAUGAAGAAGAUCUACCUGCUGCUGAAAACAUUGCCGAUACGGCGAUCGUCACCACUGAUGUCACUGUCACGGACGGACCUGCCCCUGAUCCUGGGGUGGCCGAUGCGGGCCCUCCCGUCCAACAAACUGUGGCUAUCAGUGCUGCUCCUGCUCCGCCGGGAUUCUGGGACUCUGAAUCCGAUGCGGCAACUGUCGCCACUGAUAAAGUUAUGGAUAUGAGGUCGAGCUAUGCCCCUGAUUCUGCGGCGGCGCAGCGAACUGUGAGCGCCAGUGCCGCUUCCAUUGUCCAGCGAACUGAGGACGCCGAUGCGGCUCUCACUGCGCAGCCGACUAAAGCAGCCGAUCCCACUACCACUGUGCAGCGAAGCGGAACCACUGAUCCCGCGAAUACCGCAAUUACUUCUACCACUCCCGAGAACCAAACUGGGGCCAUUGAUCCUGCAGCUACCUCUAUCACUUCCGAGAAGCAAACUGAGACCAUCGAUUCUGUACCUACUCCUAUCACUCGCAAUAAACCAAUUGUAAAAAUCGCACCUCCAAUCAAACCUGGUCGCGUCACUUCCACUGCCGAAUCCUUCUGGGUCAUUCCACCUGAUCUCGUCAAUGCAUUGAACGCCACGCCUGCACCACAACAACUUCCUCCACCCCUGAAGCUGCCGCUGCCAAUGAUAACUCCACCACCCUCUCCUCCGCCACAAACGGCCCAACCAACCAAGCCGUCUCCGCCGUCGACCGAAGACCUGGAGUCCCAGGCGAGUUCAUUGAAGAGCUUCAAAGGCCUCUUCAACACCUUCUUCUUUGACCCCGCCUACCGCGAGAAAAGGUGGGGGAUGCUAUUCGUCGCGUUCGUGUUGGUCGCCCUCACCAUCACGAUCGCCGUCCUCGAGCCCCGCUGGCAAAAGUGGGGGCGGAUCUUCCCGACUGAGGAACAGCUGAACCCGCCGCAGGUGACCACCGGCCUCAACCCGGUCUGGAUCGUCCCCAGUUCCAGCCCACAGUAG
Messenger RNA from Eremomyces bilateralis CBS 781.70, 1056 nucleotides. RefSeq lists its product as uncharacterized. The coding region runs from base 1 to 1056 and encodes 351 amino acids. The record is from RefSeq and is a predicted model, not a curated record. The transcript is spliced from 3 exons. NCBI's taxonomy places the organism in Eukaryota, Fungi, Ascomycota, Dothideomycetes, Eremomycetales, Eremomycetaceae.